Messenger RNA from Lycium barbarum (goji berry), 967 nucleotides. Its product is annotated as glutamyl-tRNA(Gln) amidotransferase subunit C, chloroplastic/mitochondrial-like. The record is from RefSeq and is a predicted model, not a curated record. Gene Ontology annotation, biological process: glutaminyl-tRNAGln biosynthesis via transamidation; regulation of translational fidelity. Gene Ontology annotation, cellular component: chloroplast. Lineage: Eukaryota; Viridiplantae; Streptophyta; Magnoliopsida; Solanales; Solanaceae. Gene Ontology annotation, molecular function: glutaminyl-tRNA synthase (glutamine-hydrolyzing) activity. Bases 1 to 360 code for a protein of 119 amino acids. The transcript is spliced from 6 exons.
AUGGCGAGUAUCAAAACUUUGCAUUUGCUAAAACCAGCAAGAAUUCGAAGUUACUCUGUGAAAUCGAGUGCUUUAGAGCCUCCUGAUAUUCCUCGUUUGGCUGAAAAAGCUCGAAUUUCGCUAACCCCUCAAGAAGUUGAAGAAUUCGCUCCCAAAAUUCGACAAGUUAUAGAUUGGUUUGGACAACUUCAAGCUAUCGAUCUGGAGAGUAUCGCACUAGCCAUAAGGGCAGAUACUGAGGGAGAUAAUUUGCGCGACGACAUACCUGAAAAGUUUGAGAAUAGGGAAGCAUUGAUUUCUGCUGUGCCAAGCUUGGAGGAGCCUUACAUCAAAGUUCCCAAAGGGUUGAAUAAGGAGUGACAUUAUUUAGGUAAUUUUCGUUUCACUUCUAGGGGAAGACCAUAAUUUUAUAUAUUUUGAUCAGUAGAUGGAAGGCUAGAAAUCAUAGCUCCAAGAUCUUUUUCAAGAUGUAUCUUGAUGCAACGUGUAAAACAGCCAUGCUUCUGCUGCCUGUUAGUUAUCUCUAGUCAUUUUUUCUAUUACUCAUCUAAAGGUUUCCAAGUAUCUGAAUUGGUGUUCUUGACAUUUCCUUCUUUUACAAAAUUAUCUAUAUCCAUGUCAUAGAUUCCAGACUUAUAACCUGUUUAACCGAGCUAAAAUCUGCGUUUUGAGAAGUGUUGUUGUUGUUGUUGUUUUUUUUUUUUUUUUGAAAAAGGUGUUGUUUGUUAGAAGUGCUUUUUAAAAAGUAUUUUUGGGGAGAAGUAGUUUGUGUUUGGCUAAUCAAUUUGAAAAUCACUUUUCCGAUAUUAGAGUAGCAAUUUGUGCUUGGUCAAAAGUGCUUAUGAGAGAGCCACUUUUUUUCAACUUCUGAAAAUAACUUCUACUUUCCUUCCAAAAAUUAUUAUGAAGAUGGAUCACAUAUCAUAUAAUUGGAUUUUUUUUUGCCUAAUUCAAUUCCAAAAGCUUA